AUGGAUGUGUGUGGCUGGAAAGAAAUGGAGGUUGCUUUGGUCAAUUUUGAUAACUCAGAUGAAAUCCAAGAAGAGCCAGGGUAUGCCACAGAUUUUGAUCCAACAAACCCAAAAGGCCGGACUGGGAGCAGCCCCUUUUCCAACUGGAGGAUCCUCAUCAGUGACAGCACCAACCAUGAAACUACCUUCUCCAAGUUCCCAGGAGACUAUGUCGAUCCACCGGGGCCUGAGCCUGUGACCUUGAAUGAAGGAAACCAGCGAGUGAUCAUCAAUAUCGCUGGGCUAAGGUUUGAGACCCAGCUAAGAACUCUCAAUCAGUUCCCAGAGACCCUCCUAGGGGACCGGGAGAAAAGGAUGCAGUUCUUUGACUCCAUGAGAAAUGAGUAUUUCUUUGACCGCAAUCGGCCCAGUUUUGAUGGGAUCCUGUAUUAUUACCAGUCUGGUGGUAAAAUCCGGCGGCCAGCCAAUGUCCCUAUUGAUGUCUUUGCUGAUGAGAUCUCCUUCUAUGAGCUAGGUAGUGAGGCCAUGGACCAGUUUCGGGAGGAUGAAGGCUUCAUCAAAGACCCUGAAACUCUGCUCCCCACCAAUGAAUUCCACCGACAGUUCUGGCUCCUAUUUGAGUACCCUGAGAGCUCCAGCGCUGCCCGUGGUGUGGCGGUGAUCUCUGUGUUGGUUGUGGUCAUCUCAAUCACCAUCUUCUGCCUGGAGACGCUGCCUGAAUUCCGGGAGGACAGGGAGCUGAAGGUGGUCAGAGAUCCUAGCCUCAACACAAACACGACAGCCCUUUCGCAGACCAUGUUCACUGACCCCUUCUUUGUGGUGGAGUCCACCUGCAUCAUCUGGUUCACCUUUGAGCUGGUUCUCCGGUUCGUGGUGUGCCCCAGCAAGCCUGACUUCUUCAGGAACAUCAUGAACAUAAUUGACAUCAUCUCCAUCAUUCCCUACUUUGCAACUCUCAUCACAGAGCUGGUCCAAGAGACAGAACCAAGUGCCCAGCAGAACAUGUCCCUGGCCAUCCUGAGGAUCAUCCGGUUGGUGAGGGUCUUCCGCAUCUUCAAGCUCUCCCGCCACUCCAAGGGGCUGCAGAUCCUGGGGCAGACGCUGAAAGCUUCCAUGAGAGAACUGGGACUGCUCAUCUUCUUCCUCUUCAUUGGAGUCAUCCUCUUCUCCAGUGCGGUCUACUUUGCUGAGGUGGAUGAGCCAGAGUCCCAUUUCUCUAGCAUUCCUGACGGCUUCUGGUGGGCAGUGGUCACCAUGACAACUGUAGGCUAUGGUGACAUGUGCCCUACCACCCCAGGGGGGAAGAUUGUGGGCACUCUGUGCGCCAUUGCAGGGGUCCUCACCAUCGCCCUCCCUGUGCCAGUCAUCGUCUCCAACUUCAACUACUUCUACCACCGAGAGACUGAGAAUGAGGAGAAGCAGAACAUCCCAGGGGAAAUUGAUAAAAUUCUCAACAGUGGGGGCUCGAGAAUGGGCAGCACAGACUCUCUUAAUAAGACCAAUGGAGGCUGCUCUCCAGAGAAGUCCAGGAAGUGA
Messenger RNA from Chinchilla lanigera (long-tailed chinchilla), 1536 nucleotides. RefSeq names its product potassium channel, voltage gated shaker related subfamily A, member 10 (gene Kcna10). Gene Ontology annotation, biological process: protein homooligomerization; potassium ion transmembrane transport. The transcript has a single exon. Lineage: Eukaryota; Metazoa; Chordata; Mammalia; Rodentia; Chinchillidae. Bases 1 to 1536 code for a protein of 511 amino acids. Gene Ontology annotation, molecular function: delayed rectifier potassium channel activity; protein binding. The record is from RefSeq and is a predicted model, not a curated record. Gene Ontology annotation, cellular component: membrane; voltage-gated potassium channel complex.